AGCCAGGAUGACCGAGGUUGUCUGCAACGGCCAUCUAGGGAAAAGGGUCUGUGUUAAAUGCAACACCGAUGACACCAUCGGGGACCUUAAGAAGCUAAUUGCAGCCCAGACUGGCACUCGUUGGAACAAGAUUGUCCUGAAGAAGGGGUACAGGAUUUUUAAGAACCACGUGUCUCUGGGAGACUGUGAAAUCCACAAUAGCAUGAACCUGGAACUUUAUUAUCAGCAGAUUCCUUUUUUCUGCCAUCUCACCCCCCAUACUGUAUAG
This is a messenger RNA of Carlito syrichta (Philippine tarsier), 268 nucleotides long. Its product is annotated as ubiquitin-like protein 5. Bases 8 to 268 code for a protein of 86 amino acids. The transcript has a single exon. Gene Ontology annotation, molecular function: protein tag activity; protein binding. Gene Ontology annotation, cellular component: cytoplasm; nucleus. Lineage: Eukaryota; Metazoa; Chordata; Mammalia; Primates; Tarsiidae. Gene Ontology annotation, biological process: mRNA splicing, via spliceosome; protein modification process. The record is from RefSeq and is a predicted model, not a curated record.